This is a messenger RNA of Condylura cristata (star-nosed mole), 2944 nucleotides long. It is a transcript of the gene CIP2A, whose product is annotated as KIAA1524 ortholog. NCBI's taxonomy places the organism in Eukaryota, Metazoa, Chordata, Mammalia, Eulipotyphla, Talpidae. The transcript is spliced from 21 exons. The record is from RefSeq and is a predicted model, not a curated record. Bases 79 to 2805 code for a protein of 908 amino acids.
AGCGCGGCGAACACUGGAAGCUGGAGCUGGCAGGUUGCUGAUGGUGGGGUGCUCCUGGAGGGGCUGCGGCCAGUCCCGAUGGACUCCACCGCCUGCUUGAAGUCCUUGCUCUUGACCAUCAGUCAGUAUAAAGCCAUUAAAUCCGAGGCGAACGCUGCCCAGCUUUUGCGGCACUUGGAGGUAAUUUCUGGUCAGAAGCUUACAAGAUUGUUUACAUCAAAUCAGAUAUUACCAAGUGAAUGCUUGAGUUGCCUUGUAGAGCUACUUGAAGACCCAAACAUAAGUGCCCCACUGAUCUUAAGUAUCAUCAGUUUGCUAUCUCAACUAGCUGUAGACAGUGAAACCAGAGACUGUCUUCAGAAUACAUACAAUCUGAACAGUGUUCUUGCAGGAGUGGUUUGUCGGAGUAGUGCUUGCCACAACGAUUCCGUAUUCUUGCAGUGCAUUCAACUUCUGCAGAGGUUAACAUAUAAUGUCAGAGUUUUUCAUUCUGGUGCCAAUAUAGAUGAAUUGAUUACAUUCCUGAUUGAUCAUAUUCAAUCUUCUGAAGAUGAAUUAACUAUGCCUUGUCUAGGAUUAUUGGCAAAUCUUUGUCGACAGAAUCUUUCUGUUCAAACACACAUAAAGACGUUGAAUAAUGUGAAAUCUUUUUAUCGAACUCUUAUAAGCUUCUUGGCCCACAGUAGUUUAACUGUGGUUGUAUUUGCACUUUCAAUAUUAUCCAGUUUGACAUUAAAUGAAGAGGUUGGUGAAAAGCUGUUCCAUGCUCGAAACAUUCAUCAGACUUUUCAACUGAUAUUUAAUAUUCUCAUAAAUGGUGAUGGCACAUUAACUAGAAAAUAUUCAGUUGAUCUACUGAUGGAUCUUCUUAAGAAUCCUAAAAUUGCUGAUUAUCUUACCAGGUAUGAACACUUUUCUUCAUGUCUGAAUCAAGUUUUAGGUCUUCUUAAUGGAAAAGAUCCUGACUCAUCUUCAAAGGUUUUAGAAUUACUUCUUGCCUUCUGUUCAGUGACUCAGCUGCGGCAUGUACUCACUCAGAUGAUAUUUGAACAGUCUCCAUCUGGCAACAUCAUUGUGGGAAGCCGUUCUAAAUGCUUAGAACCUAUUGUGGCUCUGCUUCGCUGGUCAAGCCAGCCAUUGGAUGGGUCAGAAAACUGUUCCAUUUUAGCACUGAAAUUGUUCAAGGAAAUAUUUGAGGAUGUUAUAGACACUGCUAACUGCUCUUCAGCUGACCGCUUUGUGACCCUGUUGCUGCCUACACUCCUUGAUCAACUUCAGUUCACAGAACAAAACCUAGAUGAGACUUUAAUAAGAAAAAAAUGUGAAAGAAUGGUCAAGGCCAUUGAAGUUUUGUUAACUCUGUGUGGAGAUGAUACUCUAAGAAUGCACGUUGCAAAACUUUUGACUACUCUCAAAUGUACCACUCUGAUAGAGCAACAGUUUACAUAUGGCAAGAUUGACCUGGGAUUUGGAACAAAGGUAGCAGAUUCUGAAUUAUGCAAACUUGCUGCUGAUGUAGUUUUAAAAACUCUUGAUUUGAUGAACAAACUUAAACAAUUGGUUCCUGGUAUGGAAGUAAGUUUCUACAAAAUCCUUCAGGAUUCGCGCUUGGUUACUCCCUUGGCUUUUGCUUUAACAUCAGAUAAUCGAGAACAAGUACAGUCUGGAUUGGGAAUAUUAUUGGAAGCUGCUCCACUGCCCGAUUUCCCUGCUUUAGUGCUUGGAGAAAGUAUAGCAGCAAAUAAUGCCUACAGACAACAAGAAACAGAACAUUUGCCCAGAAGAAUGCCUUCACAACCAUUAAAUCACAGUUUUCCAACAUCAGUAAAGUCUUCAACUCCUCCACUUUUGAAAGAUAGAGUUCCUGGACUGAACAUUGAGGAAUUAAUAGAAAAACUUCAAUCUGGAGUUGUGGUAAAGGAUCAGAUUAGUGAUGUGAGAAUAUCUGACAUAAUGGAUGUAUAUGAGAUGAAAUUGUCCACGUUGGCUUCCAAAGAAAGUAGGCUGCAAGAUCUCUUGGAAGCCAAGGCUUUGGCCCUUGCACAAGCAGAUAGACUGAUUGCUCAGUAUCGCUGCCAGAGAACUCAAGCUGAGACAGAGGCACGAACACUUGCUGGUAUGUUGAGAGAUGUUGAGAGAAAAAAUGAAGAGCUUGGAAUGUUGAUAAAGUCACAACAAGUUGAAUCAGAAAGAGCCCAGAGUGAUAUUGAACAACUCUUUCAGCAUAACAGGAAGUUAGAGUCUGUAGCUCAGGAACAUGAAGUACUAACAAAAUCUUACAUGGAACUUCUUCAGAGGAAUGAAACUGCUGAUAAGAAGAAUAAAGAUUUACAGAUCACAUGUGAUUCUCUGUCUAAACAAAUUGAGACAGUGAAGAAGUUGAACGAGUCACUCAAACAACAAAAUGAAAAAACUAUUGCCCAAUUAAUAGAGAAAGAAGAACAAAGAAAAGAAGUACAUAACCAACUCGUAGACAGAGAAUGUAAGCUAGCAAAUUUGCAACAAAAAACAAAAGUACAAGAAGAAAAGAUUAAAGUAUUACAAAAAGAAAAGGAAGAUAAGGAGGAAAGCAUUGAUAUCCUUAGAAAAGAAUUAAGCAGAACAGAACAGAUAAGAAAAGAUCUGAGCAUUAAGGCUUCCUCUCUAGAGGUUCAAAAGGCCCAACUAGAAGGUCGUUUGGAAGAGAAAGAGUCAGUGGUGAAACUUCAGCAAGAGGAGUUGAACAAGCAUUCUCAUAUGAUAGCAAUGAUCCACAGUUUAAGUGGUGGAAAAAUAAGUCCAGAAACUGUGAAUCUCAGUAUAUAGACAUUAUAGCAUAUUGGAGUACGUAAUCUAAUAUUUUUGAUGUAUUUAUCUAUGGGGGAGGUGGGGUAUAAAGGUAAUUUGUAACACCAAAACAAUAGCAAAUUAUUAUGUAAUUAUUAAUUUAGUAAAGACUGAUGUG